AUGAACUUUUUGUUUGUCUUUUUGUUGGCGCUUGUUUGUCCCGUGUGGGCCAAGAGAUCUCUCCUGGCCACUUCUUUGGUGACAUGCAUGGAAAACUCCCAGAUUUCGCCCUCUUAUUUUAACGUCACAUUUAACCCCGAUGACAGAUCCUUGAAAUACAAUAUCGACUUGGUCACGGAUAUCUCGGCCAAAGUCGAGGCCCAUGUGCGUGUCUACGCUUAUGGCUUUUUGAUCAUCGACAAGAACAUCGACAUGUGUACUUUGGACUGGAAGCAGUUCUGUCCUAUUUACCCUGGCUCGAUGCAGAUCGAAUCGAUCGAGUACGUCUCAGAACACUACGUCAAGGAAAUCCCUGGAAUCGCCUACACGGUUCCAGAUAUUGAUGCUGUGGUGAAACUCGAUGUCUACAACAAGCAAACAGGAGAACGUUUGUCUUGUCUUCAAAGUACUUUCACCAACGGAAAGACCGUCUCUCAAGUCGGAAUCAAAUGGGCCACUGCGUGUAUUGCAGGUUUAGGUUUGUUGAUUGCAGCCGUCUUAUCCACAUUCGGAAACUCGAAUGCUGCGUCCCACAUUUCGACAAACGCCGUCUCCUUAUUCUUGUACUUCCAGUCUGUGGUGAUUGUUUCGAUGCAAAAUGUCGACAGAGUGCCUCCUAUUGCUAGUGCGUGGGCAGAAAACUUGGCUUGGUCCAUGGGAUUGAUCCGGGUUCACUUCAUGCAAAAGAUUUUCAGGUGGUACAUUCAGAGUACCGGCGGUACCCCUACUACUUACUUUUCUGGUACGACGAGGCAAAUUUUAGUGCAGCGGUCACAGCUGUAUUUGCGCAACCUUCAUGAUUAUGCCAUGAAUGAUUUCAAAGUUCCAUCUGGUAUCAAGCGCUCGUUGAACUUUUCAUUGAAGUCCAAUAUUAACUUAAUCGUCUUGAGAGGUAUUGAAAGAGUCGGUUAUAGAACGCACAUUGAACCUACCUCGAUUGUUGCGACAGGUUUCACCUUUUUCGUCCUCUGUGGCUUCCUUCUGGUCGUCAUCAUUUACUUUGUUAAGCUGAUCACGGUGCUUUUGAUUAGAAUGAAAAAAAUGAACCCAAACAGAUUGUCUCAUUUCAGAAAGUCCUUCAGCACCAUCGCUAAAGGUACUUUGUUAAGAUACAUCUACAUUGGCUCUACCCAAAUCAUCAUUCUUUCAUUGUGGGAAUUUACGCGAAAUGAUUCACCAGCACUUCUUGUUAUCGCAGUGAUUGCGCUCAUAGCAACUUUGGGUGUUCUUGCUCUCUCUUUUUGGAAAACUUAUACCAUUGGUGAGCAUUCGAGAAAAGAAUACUCGAAUCCUGCGGCUCUCUUAUAUGGAGAGACCAAGAUAUUGCAAAAGUUUGGCUUUUGUUAUACCAUGUUCCGUGCUGAGAAGUACUGGUUUGGUAUAGUGAUUGUCGCAUAUGCCUUGGUUAAGGGUAUCUUCAUUGGUUUGUGCCAAAAAUCUGGCAAAGUAUCCACCAUUGUUAUUUUUGUGUUAGACUUCGCUUUCAUGGUUUACUUGUUCAUUGAAAAACCUUACUUGAACAAACCAACUAAUGUGGUGAACUACUGCAUGGCGAUUGUUAACACAGUCAACUCGUUUUUAUUCAUUUUCUUUUCCGACGUUUUUGGCCAGCCCGCCCAAGUGGGUUCUAUCAUGGGCUGGGUCUUUUUCAUUUUAAAUGCCGCCUUUUCGUUUAUUCUUUUGUUAUCAAUUAUUGCUUUGUCCUUGAUGGCAGUCUUCUCCAAGAACCCCGACGCACGUUUUGCUCCAGCUAAAGAUGAUAGAACAUCUUUCCAAAGACAAUCCUCUCUCAAGAGAAGAGAUCCUAGCGCAAACAAGGGCUUAAACGCUCAGAAUGAAUUGAGCGCCUUGGGUGCAGCAGCUCAAGACCAUCAAGCAGAUUGGGAAACUGAAAUGUACCGCUUGAAUGAUUUGAGUAAUGUCACAGGAUCAUCGGAUGCCUUGAUGGAUCUGACACGUGAAUCGGAGAAAGUGGAGUCCCUUGCAUUUGAGGAGAAGACCGAGCCGCAACUAGAUGAUGAAAUGGCCACUCCCACAUUUGGGGAAAAGCUUAAAAGCAAAAUCGGAAGAACAUUUUCCACCAAAUCUAAAAGUACUCCUGAAGACAGCAGGCGCAUAACGCGUGUGAGUGAAACACUUGAGGAUGACUCGGUGAGUAAUCUUCCUCCUUCACCAGAGAAGAAAAAUCAUCGUCGUCAAGAAUCGGAGUCGGCAUACUCUGAUGUCUCGAAUGUUAAGCCUACAGGGUUCACUGGCAUUGUAUAA
Molecule: messenger RNA, 2304 nt
Organism: Clavispora lusitaniae ATCC 42720
Lineage: Eukaryota; Fungi; Ascomycota; Pichiomycetes; Serinales; Metschnikowiaceae
Gene: FLC1
Product: putative flavin adenine dinucleotide transporter
Biological process (GO): fungal-type cell wall biogenesis; transmembrane transport
Cellular component (GO): membrane
Source: RefSeq, a predicted model, not a curated record